GAAUAUUUGAAUCGGUGCUGAAAAUGGCCACACUCUCACCUCCUCCAAAACGACAGAAAACUUAUCAUGGAGUACCCGAGCCCGAAUCUGAACUACCUGAACCAUCACGUAACAUCCUUGUUCAAUUUGUGUCUGAGGAUGAUGGUUCUGCCCUGGCCCCAGCUGUAAACUUGCCAGCCGACGUCUCUCGAGAAGGUCUAGAGGUUUUAGUGAACAAAUUAACCGUUUCCGAAGAAGCAGUUCCCUUCGCAUUCCAUAUCGACUUCCCAGAAAACUCUCAUCAGAACAAGACUACUCCCGGUCCUUCGAGGAUUGUCAUCACCAAAUCCAUACAAAAUGAUGUGCUAAACCAUCCCACACACGGUGACUCUUUUACAGAAGAAGACGUGUUCGUCGUGCGUUGUGCACCGCAGAGCGUUUUCCGUGUUCGCCCUGCAACGCGGUGUUCAGCAAGUUUGAGUGGACAUACAUCACCCAUCUUGUGUGCUUCCUUUUCACCGACCGGAACCCUGUUAGCGACUGGCUCUGGUGAUGCAACUGCCAGGCUGUGGAAUCUGGAUACUGAAACCCCGAGCCAUACAUUGUUAGGGCAUAAAGGCUGGGUUUUGUGCGUCGAGUGGGAGGCAAUGGAGAGGUUAUUGGUUACUGGCGGUCAUGACGGACAUGUCAGAUUGUGGGAUCCCAAGACUGGCAAGGCGAUUGGUGAUGCUAUGAAAGGGCACUCUAAAUGGGUUACAUCCCUGUCUUGGGAACCCAUACACUUGGCACCUACCUCACCACGACUCGCGUCGUCCUCCAAGGAUGGAACUGUUCGUAUCUGGUCCACACUUACGAGACGCACAGAGUAUACACUCGGUGGGCAUACUGCAAGUGUCAAUGUUGUCAAAUGGGGCGGUGGAGACGUUGGUGGAUUUGGUCUCAAAAAGGGCAUCCUAUACACCGCGUCGAGCGAUCGCACGGUGAGAGUAUGGGAUGCUGAUAGCGGGCGUCCAUUGCACACACUAAAGGACCACGCACAUUGGGUCACAACUCUAACACUAAACACGGACUUUGUUUUGCGGACAGGCCCAUUCGAUCAUACAGGGAAGAAGCCAAAAACCGACGAAGAAGCCCAACAACUUGCCCUAAAACGCUAUACUUCCGUCCUCUCCACCGCACCAGAACUCUUGAUAACCGGAUCAGACGACCAUACCCUCUUCCUCUGGUCCCUCUUCCCAUCUUCGGUCACACAACCACGACCAAAUGCAGAAAUUCAGGACAAUAAAUCGGGGAAAUUGAAACCAUUAGCACGUUUGACAGGACAUCAACGCCAGAUCUCUCAUGUCGCUUUCUCCCCAGACGGACGCUGGGCAGCUUCAGCUUCGUGGGACUCUUCCGUACGCCUUUGGGAAGGUCGUACAGGUAAAUUCGUUGCGACAUUGAGAGGUCACGUAGGUGCCGUAUACCGACUAGCUUGGAGCGCAGAUGGAAGGAUGGUUGUCAGUGCAAGUAAAGACGGGACUGUCAAAAUCUGGGAUUUGAAGACGUAUAAACUCAAAGUUGAUCUCCCUGGACACACCGAUGAGGUUUACUGCGUUGAUUUCGUGGCUGAUAAAGUCGUAAGCGGUGGCAGAGAUAAACAUGUCAAGAUAUGGAAAAAUUAGGAUCGGCCCGUG
Molecule: messenger RNA, 1655 nt
Organism: Marasmius oreades (fairy-ring Marasmius)
Lineage: Eukaryota; Fungi; Basidiomycota; Agaricomycetes; Agaricales; Marasmiaceae
Exons: 9
Coding region: 24-1643 (539 amino acids)
Biological process (GO): ribosomal large subunit assembly
Cellular component (GO): nucleolus
Molecular function (GO): protein binding
Source: RefSeq, a predicted model, not a curated record